CCAGACAUGGAAAUCCGGGAACUAUUUAAUCCUCGAGAUGUGUCACUGUGAGUGUCACACAGUCCAGAGAUUACAGGUGACAGGUAGUGCACACCCGACGGUUCCCACAAGCACUUUAUUUUGAACUAGGCACUUUUGAACUAGGCACCGAUGUCUGAACAACAACUUAUUUCGUGCAGCAGGCUACACGUUUUCUCCUGCCGGGUGAACACAGCUUGUUGAAUCGAAUUGAAAAGUAAGAUUAAAAAAAUGGAAGAUAUAUUAUUUGACUUGGAUCAAGAUGGCACUACAGACUUUGCCUUCUGGGGCCAGAUGGACCCUAACUUCCAGUUCCAGGCCCAGUUGGACACUCUCCUCUUUGACUGCACCGCGGUCACGGGCCAGCUUUCGCCCUGGUCCUCUUUCGGUGGCCAGUCCAUGUUCCCUGACGCACAGAUGACCUUCACCGACCUGGACUCGCAGUCUCCCGGCCUUGGAGCCAGUGCUGAAGUGGACAGCUCCUCUGUGGACGAGCCCCACGAGAUGAGCAAGCGCAGGCAGCGGCGGUUCGUGCCCCAUCAUCCGUACAAGAUCCAGCGACACGCCGCUAACAUCCGGGAGAGGAAGAGGAUGCUGAGUAUCAAUUCUGCGUUCGAAGAGCUAAGGUGCCACGUGCCAACAUUUCCCUACGAGAAGCGCCUGUCUAAGAUUGAUACACUGAGAUUGGCCAUUGCCUACAUUGCCCUCCUGAGAGAGAUACUGAUUUCCGGCUGCGACCCCAAGUCGUACGUGGACGAAUGCAUGAAGAAUGGUUACAAGAAUCAAACCAAUGCCAUUUGGAACACAAGCGAUCUGACAGCCCGGCUCUCCUGGAUAAAGUGGGAUUAACUCAGGAUGGAGCAACCCAAGUACGUUGGACAGGGGGCUGCUGGCGGGGGAUUUAUAACCCCCUUCUGUCUUUGUUUCAAUGGCAACAUCACAUCAGGGGCUGAGUGACAUCUGCAGACGUCUUAUCAGUUCAUGCACCUUUCUCUGCAGCUAGCCACUCCCCUCACAGCCUUUAAUAUUUGAAUGUGGUAAUAUUCGAUUGGUAAUGGAGUGGCAGUGUUUUUCUGGAGUUGCCUGUUGUUUUACAGGGGAUGGGAGACCGGGGCCAGACUUAAGCCCAUGGGGAUGGCAUUUCUCACAGGGGACAGAAGCAGCCUGGCAUGGGACUGAACGAACCUUGGUCAAACUAUUUUUUCUGAGUGUAAUACUGAAGCGCCGUGUGUUCAUUUGAAACCAUUAGCUGUUGUUCAUUGUGUGUGACACCCACAUUUUCCGUAAGUUAAUUUAACCUAAUUCAUUUAUGUAUUUAUUUAAUUUGUUUAUUUAUUUAUUAAUCAUCGAAGAAGAAAAAAAUGUUGUUAUUAUUAUAAUUAUUUAUUAAACUGUUUUCAUUUUGAUGUGGCGAGCUGUUUAAACUGUAUCUUUAAUCAAUUGACAAUCAUACAUUAUUUAUUAUGUUGUCAAAUGGAACGUUUUGAUAUUCAUGAUACUUAUUAUGAAUAUAUGUUGUUUUUGUAGUGUC
Oncorhynchus mykiss (rainbow trout) is the source of this 1549-nucleotide messenger RNA. RefSeq lists its product as uncharacterized. Lineage: Eukaryota; Metazoa; Chordata; Actinopteri; Salmoniformes; Salmonidae. Gene Ontology annotation, molecular function: protein dimerization activity; RNA polymerase II transcription regulatory region sequence-specific DNA binding; DNA-binding transcription factor activity, RNA polymerase II-specific. Gene Ontology annotation, biological process: developmental process; regulation of transcription by RNA polymerase II. The record is from RefSeq and is a predicted model, not a curated record.